Peromyscus californicus insignis is the source of this 3413-nucleotide messenger RNA. RefSeq names its product transmembrane protein 81 (gene Tmem81). Bases 2028 to 2816 code for a protein of 262 amino acids. NCBI's taxonomy places the organism in Eukaryota, Metazoa, Chordata, Mammalia, Rodentia, Cricetidae. The transcript has a single exon. The record is from RefSeq and is a predicted model, not a curated record.
AUCUAGAAAGGUCAGGCAGUUUGGAUUUCUUCCUUUGUACAAACUAGAAAUAAAUGAUUUGAGCUAAAAGCUGGCGUUAAUUAAAAAAAAAAAAGGUCACCUAGGAAUUUCUUUUCAUAUUCUUUAACUCAGUAUAAGCUUUGAAGAGCCCACAGUGCUAGGCAUUCUGGGAGGUUACAGUAAUGCAUCCUAGAGGUUCUAGCCUUCCAAGGAUCUUUGUUAGUCUAAAUAUAGUUACAUUCUUCCUUGUUAGUCAUUUUCUCUGAUUAAAUAACUUUAACAUCCAUACUGAAUAUUCAUUGUCUCAUAAUAAUAAUUUGUCUCAGAGACUGUAGUGCAGUGGUUCUCAACCUUCCUAAUGUUGCGACCCUUUAAUACAGUUCUUCAUGUUGUGGUCAACCCCAAUCAUAAAAUUAUUUUCAUUGCUACUUCAUAACUAAUUUUGCUACUGUUAUGAAUCGUGAUGUAAAUAUCUGAUACUCAGUAUAUCUGAUAUGUGACUCCUGUGAAAGGGUCAUUUGAUCCCCCAAGGAAUUGAGACCCACAGGUUGAGAACCACUGCUUUAGUGGUAUGGUUUUUGUUUUUUGGUUUUUUUUUUUUAAGAUUUCUUUAUUUAUUAUGUAUACAGCAUGUAUGACUGCAGGACAGAAGAGGGCACCAGAUCUCAUUACAGAUGGUUGUGAGCCACCAUGUGGUUGCUGGGAAUUGAACUCAGGACCUCUGGAAGAGCAGUCAGUGCUCUUAACCUCUGAGCCAUCUCUCCAGCCCCUAGUGGUAUGGUUUUAAUGAACACCAAGUUGAGCUCCUUACUAAUCUUCUGUCUUGUCACUCAGAACCCAUCUUUAUCAUCACAGCUGUUUCAUAGCAACCUUCACUGAUGUAAACAAUGAGCUCCCCUGUUCUGCAGGGUAAAUAGAACUAGAAUCAAACAGCAUUGUUCAUCCUCACACCCAGCAACAUCCAUCCUGCUUCCCUUGGGAAAGAGAGUACCUGGAACAAGACAGGAGCUGCCUCUGCUGUAGCCUCACUUGCUCCUUUUGGAAGGGUGUGUGGGACUAAAUUUUCACACACCCACCCUUUAGUAUCUUUAUCUCUAACCCCUGUGAAGCUGAGAAUGACCUGGAACUUCUGAUCUUCGUGAGUGCUGGGAUAAAGAGUAUGUUGCCACACUCAGUUUGUGUGGUGUUGGGGAUCAACCUGGAGCGUCAUGCAUGCUAGACAAGCAUCAUACCAGCACUCCACUGAGCUUCUUCUUUUCUUUUGAGACAGGUCUCAUCUUGUAGCCAGGCUGGCCUUGAACUUGCUCACAGUCCUGCCUCUGCCUCCAGGCAUUGUCGCCACACCUGCUUUCCAUUCCUUUAAAAGUCUUUACAAAUGAAGGUAGUUGACACUGGAUAAAAGUGUUUUCAGGUGCAGUGUUCAAAGUGACCUCCUGAAACUGGACAGGGAGAUCUUGGCUUACAAAGGAAGAAAAAUAGAAAUGUGGGGAGUCAAGUGACUCCAGUCCAGAGUUAUCUUUUUAAUAGAUGUGGUUUAGGAACAUUCACAGUAAAGAAUUCAAGGUAUUCAAAUUAACAUCCCAACCCAGCCCCACCUCAUCCCCUUUCUUAAGACGAGCUUUUCUAUUUGGUCAGGACUUUGAAACUCUUGCGUAGUUUGGAGGGAGGGAAAGAGUUAACUCAUGCAUUUGGGGUAAUGUAGAAACUGACUUCAGCUUCUGAGGUCUUUUCCUUUUUUGUUCUCAAGCCUGUGGGUUUGAAUUCAUUAGGCAGAAGGGACAAGAAUGUCCCCUGGGAAGAUGCCCCCGGCAAACCUAGUCCGACACCAGUAGUCCAAGUCUUUUUCCUGCCUGUGGCCUCACCUGAGAAGAAGGACUGCACUUCUGGGCACAUGUGUGCAUAUGUCCUGCUGACAGCUGUACAUCAUCAUCUCUCAAUGCUAGAGGUUAUUCCAGGCUGGAGGAUCUGUGUUAUAGCACAAUAGAGUGUUCGUCUGGAAUGCCUGCUGGUGAAAUGCCUACUGAGACAUGAAGACUGGGACCACUGUUUUUAUCCUUGGGAGCCUGGUCUCGAUCAUCUGCCUGCCUUUGGUGUUGACGUCCCCUAAAACACUGGCCAUCCCUGAGAGGCUACAACAAGCUGUGGGGAGAGUCAUUGUCAAUGCCACAGCGUGCACCGUUACAUGUGGCCUUGGCUACAAGGAAGAGACCGUCUGUGAGGUGGGUCCUGAUGGGGUGAGGAGGAAGUGCAAGUCCCAGCGUCUGGAGUGUCUGACCAACUGGAUCUGUGGGAUGCUCCAUUUCACUGUUGUCCACGGGCAGGAGUUUGAGCUGAGCUGUCUGAGCGCAGACAUCCUGGAGGUGGGGCAGGAAGCUUUCCGCUUCACCUGGAAGCUUGCUCGGGGCAUCAUCUCGACUAACGAUGAGGUUUUUAAACCCUUCCGAGCCAACUCUCACUUUCUGCGCUUUAAACCCGCCUAUGAGUAUGACUCUGGGACAUACCGAUGUGAUGUGCAGCUGCUGAAAAACUUGAAGUUUGUCAAGAGGCUCUAUUUUGGGCUGAGGGUCCUUCCUCCAGACUUGGUAAACCUGAAUUUCCAUCAGUCCCUUACUGAGGACCAGAAGUUAGUAGAUGAGGGCUGGGAGGUUAGUCUAGACAACCAUUCGAAGCCUCACCUCCCAGAGUGGCAAAAGAAGGUGGCAUCAGCCGUGGGCAUAGGGAUCGCUGCCGGAGUGGUCGGUGGCGUGCUGGUAAGCAUGGCUAUCCGCAUUGCGCUGAGGGAGAUUGAUGGUAACGGCAGCCUUAGCAGCUUAUAAUGGAACCCUUACUCCUGGGAGGCUGACUGCCCAGGAGGCCGAACUAGCCUGUACACGAGUACCCUGUCCCUCUGGUAGUGGAGUGGCAAGAGAGGGCUCUCGGAGCCUAAGGUUGGCUAGGUGGCUUGGAGGAUGCUCAGGGGAGCAGUAUCCACCCCUGUGUUCAGGUUUUCUCAUCCUGGGUGCUCAGUAGGCUUUGCUUCUGUUCCCAGGGAAGUUCUGUCUUCCAAGCUUGCUUUUCUUUCCACGCUUCACAGCGUGUGUACCACUCCCUCCACUCCACCUCUCCGGCCACCACUCCCUCCACUCCACCUCUCCGGCCACCACUCCCUCCACUCCACCUCUCCGGCCACCACUCCCCUCCACUCCACCUCUCCGGCCACCACUCCCCUCCACUCCACCUCUCCGGCCACCACUCCCCUCCACUCCACCUCUCCGGCCACCACUCCCCUCCACUCCACCUCUCCGGCCACCACUCCCUCCACUCCACCUCUCUGGACAGUGUGUAUGGACCAGAAUGUACUAUUAGCAGUUUGGGCGGAAACUUUCUAUUUUUGUUCAAUAAAAAUAAUUCACAGUAACUGUAUGGCAACCCAA